AAUUUAGCGUUCAGUCGUUGCUCAGACGUCUUGAUAACCGAAGGGCCUUUGUUCAACCGCAGCACACGUACGACACAUUCCCCCCACGUCUUGGUCGAGCUGUAGAUUUCAACGUUAAACGUCCUUGGUCAUUUAGGUUUUUAUUAAGAGUUUUUACUCUUUGUAUCGUAGUCAAGUUAUUCAAAAAUGGAGACUGGAAUGAAAUUCAUCAAGUAUUUACUCUUCAUCUUUAAUCUGCUGUUUGCCGUUUCGGGCAUUACGCUCAUCAUCACGGCAGGAGUUAUUCAGGGAUUGUACUCGACGUAUCUGGAUUUCCUGGGAAAUGAAUUUCUUUCAGCUCCCAUGCUUUUCAUCAUUGUUGGUGUGGUCAUCUUCUUGGUGGCGUUUUUUGGAUGCUGUGGUGCUGUCAGAGAAAACAACUGCAUGAUGAUCACAUUCUCAGUCUUCCUUGGGCUCAUCUUCAUCUGUGAAUUGGCUGGAGGCAUUGCUGCCUAUGUCCUACGUAAUGAUGUUGAUGCCACAUUGACAGAAAACAUGUUCAAGGCUCAGCAACAGUAUAAUGUUACUGGCCAUGAGGGUGUUACAGAGACCUGGAAUAUUAUGCAGAAUGAGGUUCAUUGCUGUGGUGUUCAAAAUUACACAGACUGGGCCAACACAACCUUCAGCCAUGGAGUAAAUGUUCCAGAUAGCUGCUGCAAAGAGUAUACAGUCGGCUGCGGUCUUAAUAUGAUCUUGAGUCCCGACGCAGAUGAGAGACUUUGGACUGUUGGCUGCGUACCCGAACUUGCAAAACAAGUAAAACACAAGGCUGGUGUAUUUGCUGGCAUUGGAGUUGGCAUUGCAUUCAUUCAGUUGAUAGGCAUUGUCUUCGCUUGUCUUCUGGCCAAGGCCAUUCGUGGUAGUUACCAUUCCGUUUAACUUUAUAAUUAAGAGUGUCCAAGCAAAAAGCAAAAUUGAUUUAAUCAUUGAAUGAAGCCGCACUUGAAGCUCGUCACUAACGUAAAAUAUGGGCACGUUUUUUUAAUGAACUUGAAAGAAAUCCGCCUGUCUUCGAUAUUUUCUAUUAUUCUUGUUAUGUCUUGAAAAUCGAGUCUAGUUUGGCAAGUGAAAAGUUAAAAAAACAAAACAAAAAACUAUUAUAUGAAAUUUUAUUUCCUUUUCUUUUUACCUUGGGCAUUCAGAAGGAAACUUUAUAAAUUUCGAUUGGAAUUAUAUUUAGGGAUGCUAUUUUCUGUUUGUCUUUCGUUCAAAAAAGUUUAUCCCGGUAUUGUCACCUUAACACACUUCUCCCCUAAGGAAUUCUUUUGCGAAACUUUGAAAAGAAACGAAUGAUGGUUGUAGAUAUCAAUAAAUGAAGGUUUUACAUCA
Molecule: messenger RNA, 1368 nt
Organism: Daphnia magna
Lineage: Eukaryota; Metazoa; Arthropoda; Branchiopoda; Diplostraca; Daphniidae
Product: CD63 antigen
Exons: 4
Coding region: 187-918 (243 amino acids)
Cellular component (GO): membrane
Source: RefSeq, a predicted model, not a curated record